UCUUUGAACACAUCCCUUCUCUGAAAUAGUUUCCAUUGUCACCGGAAGCUAAAUAAUCAGAAAACUCUUGUCCAUCAACAUCCAUAGAAAAAAACAUUUCGAUUUUCUUUUCCGGUAAACUCGUCCGCCAUGGGUCGUGUAAGAACAAAAACCAUCAAGAAGGCCGCUAAGGUCAUUAUUGAGAAAUACUACACCCGCCUUACCUUGGAUUUCCAUACCAACAAAAGGAUAUGUGAAGAAGUAGCCAUCAUUCCCACCAAGUCAUUGAGGAACAAGAUUGCUGGCUAUGUCACACAUUUGAUGGGACGUCUCCGUCACUCACAAGUUCGUGGUAUUUCCAUUAAAUUGCAAGAAGAGGAGCGUGAACGUCGUGAUAACUACGUUCCCGCCGUGUCUGCUUUGGAACAGGACAUCAUUGAAGUUGAUCCUGAUACAAAGGAGAUGUUGAAGUUGUUGGACUUCCACAACAUCCGUGGAUUGCAACUAACCCAACCCGCUACAAAUAACUUCAACCGAAGGAACUAAAUGAUUCCUUUUUUUAGUUUUGUGUAUUGAA
Molecule: messenger RNA, 556 nt
Organism: Episyrphus balteatus (marmalade hoverfly)
Lineage: Eukaryota; Metazoa; Arthropoda; Insecta; Diptera; Syrphidae
Gene: RpS17
Product: 40S ribosomal protein S17
Exons: 3
Coding region: 130-525 (131 amino acids)
Biological process (GO): translation
Cellular component (GO): ribosome
Molecular function (GO): structural constituent of ribosome
Source: RefSeq, a predicted model, not a curated record